This is a messenger RNA of Linum trigynum, 1620 nucleotides long. Lineage: Eukaryota; Viridiplantae; Streptophyta; Magnoliopsida; Malpighiales; Linaceae. The record is from the annotation of a GenBank genome assembly.
GUAACUUUGUUCAUAAUCUAGGUCUCAUUGACCAGGGGUAUCAGGGUGAUCCUUUCACUUGGACAAACAAACAAAUGGGGGCGGCAUGUAUUCGGGAGAGGCUGGAUAGGGCAUUGUGCUCCCAAUCUUGGCUGGAUAGCUUCCCUGAGACUCUGAUUAAACACUUUACGGAUCAGGGGUCGGACCACCGGGCGCUUGUCUUAUCAGAUAAACCCUAUGUCCGCAAUAGCCGGCCCCUAUUCCGGUUUGACGCUUGUUGGGCUAAGAACCCAGAGGUCAGAGCCAUGGUCACUAGGGAUCGCCGAAGAAGGAACUUCGUGGCAGGGCUCCAGAAUGAGGCUGGCGAGUGGAUUACUGAUGAGAAAGGGAAGACGACUGUUGCGAUUGACUUCUAUCGCCACCUCUUCACGUCUGAAUCUCAAGUCUAGAAUAUGAGAGAGCGGGUAGCUGCCCUGCCCAUAGCCCAGAGUGUUACUCCGACAAUGAAUGAAGGCCUAACGGCUGAAGUUCUCCCGGAGGAAGUGCGUAAGACUGUGUUUGCCAUGGGAUCGAAACAAGCUCCGGGUUCGGAUGGGUUUACUGGAAAUUUUUUCAAAGCCUUCUGAGAAAUUGUGGGACCAUCAGCGAUUGACGCAGUCUGCUCAUUUUUCCGAUCGAGUCGGAUAAUCCGUAGUUUCAAUCAUACCUGGCUCACCUUAAUUCUGAAAGUAGAUAAUGUUGAAUCGGUGAGGCAACUGCGACCAAUCAGUCUAUGCCAAUUUGUCUACAAAAUUAUAACCAAAAUUUUGGCUGAGAGGCUGUCUUGCGUCUUACUGAGCAUUGUUUCUGAAGGUCAAAAUGCAUUUAUUCGGAAGAGACAAAUUGUGGAGAAUAUCCUCCUAGGACAUGAGCUUAUGCACUACUUAAAAAUCAAAACCCGUGGGAAGAAAGGGUACAUGGCUCUAAAGGUUGACAUGGAAAAGGCCUAUGAUAGAGUCGAAUGGCCUUUUCUCCUCACGGUUUUGGACAAGUUGGGUUUUAACUCUGUCUGGAUAGGGUGGAUACAGGAAUACCUCAGAUCUGCGUCAUUUUUAGUCAUGAUGAAUGGCACGCCGUCAGGCUAUUUUACUCCCUCCAGGGGACUCCGCCAGAGGGAUCCUCUCUCUCCUAUGUUGUUUGUCCUAUGUACUUAAGGAUUUGCGGCCCUCCUACGAAAGGCAAUAUCAGAGAAGAAGCUGGAGGGGGUUAAGGUCGCCCCUCAGGCUCCACGAAUCACGCACCUAUUCUUUGUCGAUGACUCGUAUCUAUUCCUUCAUGGUACGCUCCAAGAAUGUGAAAAUUUAAUGGAUGUGUUGAACGAGUAUGAGGAACUGAGCGGGCAAAGAGUAAAUUUAGUGAAAUCAGCGGUAUGCUUCAGUAAGAAUGUUGCUCUGCCAGAUCAGGAGUUCUCGACUGCGAUUAUGGGGGUUGGGGCUGUGGGGGUCCACGAUAAAUAUCUGGGUCUCCCGAACCUGAUUGCUCGAUCUAAUAUGGAAACAUUCCGGUAUUUGGAAGAAAAAUUGUUGGAGCAUCUCCAAGGAUGGAAACAUAGGACUCUCUCUUGGGCAGCAAAGGAAACUCUGAUAAAAUCAAUAGCCUUGG